AUGAACGAUCACGUGGCAUUUCUCACCGCAGUGAUCGCCGUGCAACUGUAUUCCGCGUUCGACGAGAUUCGAUCGCUGUUGGUCGACGAAGAGUUGGCCGUCCACUUGCAGACACUUUCGGCAAACGCUAUCGGCGUGAUUAGCACGCUGCUGACGGCCGUGUACAGUGCCCGGUUGCGGCGAAUCCGAUGUACGCUGGACCGCGUCGAGCGUUCGCUACAGCAAACCGUGGCCGUUGACGGCGGCAACGAUAAUGACGGUGCCGUAAGCUGGCCAUUUGGAUACCGCGCCAGAGCGUCGCUGGCACUGGCCAUCGUCACGUUCGGUUACCUCAAGUACGGUCAACUAGCCGCGUCCAGUGGCGUCGACGCGAGCGCCUACGUCACGGUCGCCGUAACGUUGCUCCGGACCGUAUCGAUGGCCGGCCACUAUUAUGUGACUGUUAUGUUCGUGGGCCACGUGUACCUAGUGAAAAGGUCAGGACAUUUUUUGCAAACGGCUUUUAAAGGGGGCCAACUACACUGUACCGCGUCCGUGGUUUUCACGAUAACCUUUUAA
This is a messenger RNA of Cinara cedri, 558 nucleotides long. NCBI's taxonomy places the organism in Eukaryota, Metazoa, Arthropoda, Insecta, Hemiptera, Aphididae. The record is from the annotation of a GenBank genome assembly.